AUGGUGGCGGACAGCAUCGUCAUUGUCGGAGCCGGUAUCAUCGGCCUCGACGUCGCAUUGGUGCUCUCUGAAAGAGGAUACGGCAAGUACAUCACCGUCAUUGCCGAGCAUAUGCCCGGAGACACCUCCCCGGCGUACACGUCUCCAUGGGCCGGUUGUAAUUUCUCUGCAAUUUCGGGCACCGACGCUAAUGCCCUGAGAUGGGACCGCCACGGCUACACCCAUUUGUGUAAGCUGGCAUCGGAAAGCCCCGAGGAAACUUUCGUCCAGCGGACGCCAUCCACUGAACUGUGGGAUGAAAAUGUCCCGCAUGACAAGAUUAAGGGUAUGGCGGAGUAUCUCGAGGAUUUUCGGGUGCUGUCUGCAAAAGAACUCCCCGAGGGUGUGAAGUUUGCCGUCUCUUUCACGACCCUCACAGUAAACGCACCGAGCCACAUCGACUAUUUGUACUGCAGGCUAAAGAACCAAUAUGGUGUGCGAUUCGUGCGGCAGAAGCUCCCAAACAUCCAUUCCGCAUUUGGUAGCCCAGCGACCAAGGUUGUGUUCAACUGCAUUGGAAAUGCCGCCAAGACGCUCCCUGGUGUCGAAGACCCCAAAUGCUAUCCAACUCGUGGCCAAGUACUGCUAACAAGAGCUCCUCACGUCAAGACAAAUAUUAUGCGACAUGGCAAGGACUAUGAGACGUAUGUGAUCCCGCGGCCGGAGUCGAAUGGGAAUGUUAUCCUCGGAGGGUACAUGCAGAAGGGUGUUGGUGACAGUUCCACCUAUUCGUAUGAGACGCAGUCAAUCUUGGAUAGAACCAAGGAACUGAGCUCCGAGGUGCGACAGAAGGAUCCCGAAGUCCUCGCAGCUUUCGCUGGGCUCCGGCCAUCUCGCGAAGGUGGCGCGCGGAUUGAAAGAGAUGAAAUAUUGGUUGCUGGGGAGAAGAGAACAAUUGUUCACAACUAUGGCGCUGGUGGUACUGGGUUCCAGGCGGGUUACGGCAUGGCUCUAGAUGCUGUUCGGAGCAUUGAAGAUGUGUUGCGUGAGCUCCGGAAUAAUGAGCCUCGAGCACAUCUCUGA
Molecule: messenger RNA, 1062 nt
Organism: Ilyonectria robusta
Lineage: Eukaryota; Fungi; Ascomycota; Sordariomycetes; Hypocreales; Nectriaceae
Exons: 5
Coding region: 1-1062 (353 amino acids)
Molecular function (GO): D-amino-acid oxidase activity; FAD binding
Source: RefSeq, a predicted model, not a curated record